UUGGAGAAUAAAAGAGAAAAGAUGAAUGAUGAUUAAUGUUAACAGGAAGGGCUUUUGCCAAUUAUGCCACGAAGAAAUCAAUUACUCGUCACAUAGAUGGUUGGCACUGCAUGGAACAGAACAUCAUGCAUCAACAAGAAAAUUGCAUGAAAUCUGGUAGAGCCAAUCAAAGCUUUUCUGGUAGAAGCAUCAUGAAAAAUCUGAAGAAUUCAAUUCUAAUAUUUUUUAAUCGUAAAGGUAAACUAUCAUUGAAAAUCCUUGCAGCAGUAUUUCUCAUCCUCGUCUUAUUUUGGAAAAGUUAUUGCUUUAUCUUCAAGCUGGACAAUGUGGUCUGUGUUUUAAUCCAAGGACGUCUAGCUAAUGCCAUGUUCCAAGAAGCGUUUGUGUACACAUUUGCCAAAAAGAAAAACAAAGCAGCUGUUGUUUUCAGUGGGGAAAAUCCUCUUGCAAACAUUUUUACUCUAGAAGGUUUGAACUGGACAUAUGAUAAUACUAAAUCAUGUUCAUGUUACUCAAUGUAUGAGGAUAAAUGGGACUGUGCAUUUGAUGAUACAUUUGAAAAUCUGCACCUUCAUGAUAAGCAAACAGUUCGAGUCCUCGGAUAUUUUCAAUCGUGGAAAUAUUUCAAAGGUCACGAAAAAGAAAUCCGCAGACUGUUUACAUUUAAACAGAAUAUAGAAGAAAAAACUCAUUCAAUAUUGCUGUCAAUUAUUAGUUCACUCAAGUAUAAAGGUGUAACGGACAAGACCGUUCUUGUGGGAGUUCAUAUAAGGAGAGGAGACUACGUUUCAAACAAAGUCUUCGUGGACUUUGGUUACAAUGUGGCUUCUGAGAUCUACAUGCAUAAUGCAGUCAAGUUUUACCAGAGACGAUACUCCGACCUUCUGUUCAUUGUAUGUGGAAAUGAUAUUCCUUGGGCAAGACAGGUUCUACAGGAGUAUGACAGAGUCUAUUUUGUUGAAGGAAACACUGCAUCAGAAGACAUGGCCCUGCUGGCUGGGACCCACCACACCCUAAUGACAGUGGGUACAUUUGGGUGGUGGAUAGGGUGGCUCACUAAUGGCACCACCGUGUAUUACAAACACAAUUUUCGAGAGGGCACAGAUUUCAUGCGUCAGUUCCAUGGUAGUACCAAAGAACAUUUUCCACCACAUUGGAUUGGGUUAGAAUGAUGUAGCUUUAUUUAAUAUGCAACUUCCGAGAUAUCAGCUCUUUUGUGAUGGAGGUACGUUCAGUGUUCUGUUGAACGCUUGGGUGGGUACAAGAUGUAUACAUAUGCUACAGACUACACUGUAGCUAUGUUAAUACGAAUAAAAGUAAUGAAAGUGUAAAUUCUGUUUAUAUCAGCUGUUGGUAUACAUUAAACUGACCAUAUCAAGAAUAAUAUUUGAUUGAAUUAGGCCAUUAAAUUAGAUAUAAAAUUAUAUUUUAUUUCCUCUUCUGCGCAAGUGAUAUUUUAAUCAAAGAAAAAUGGUGAUUAUCGAUUUUUGUUUGAGCUAUUUUAUUAUCAAAUACUAAUAAACUUACUAAUAUUGUGUGUCCCUGCAGUUUGGGUGGUUGCAUGAUGUCUGAUAAUUAGCGUUUAGGCAAUAUAUCAUUGCAGCGAUAAGCAUUUACAAGUACCCACCGCAUAUGGACGACAGUAUGUUUUGCUUCUCACUGUGCGUAAGAGUUCCACAAAGGGAAAGAACUAUUGGGCAACUUGGAAAUUGCAUAUUCAGCUCAAUGUUUUUAUGUCACCAGGAUCACUCAGAUUAUUUUAGGGAACAGAACUUUUGGAUAUACAAUGUAUAUGGGCUUUUGAUUUUUCAAAGUUAGUGGUUCCAUAUUGUGAUCCACGAGUUCACAUUAUAUUGAUGAAAAAUGAAAGAAUUUGUAUCAUUUUUACAAAUCAUUUAUUUGAAUAAUUAUUAGUCUCUCUCUUAAUAUUUCAGUUUGUUUCCUCUCAUUUAAUAACUACUCAUGAUGUAUUCCUAUUUAGGGGCUUAGAAAUCCUUAAUAAAUCACCUCAUGUUGAUUGCAGAAGAAACAUUUUCUCUAUAAUCCAAAAUAUCAAGUUUCCUAGAGUUUUACUGAUUUUGACAUUUCUUGUGUUGAAAAACAUCAGAGCUGCUUUACAUUUAUAUGAUUAUAUAAUAUGAAAACAUUUUUCACAAGAAUUCAUCAUUUGAGCUAUUAUGUAAGGACAUCUAAAAUGUGUGAUAUAAACUAAUAAAGUAUAUACAUCUCUCCUUCCCAGCAGGGGGACAUAUUGUUUUAGUGUGAA
Molecule: messenger RNA, 2266 nt
Organism: Ostrea edulis (European flat oyster)
Lineage: Eukaryota; Metazoa; Mollusca; Bivalvia; Ostreida; Ostreidae
Product: galactoside alpha-(1,2)-fucosyltransferase 2-like
Exons: 3
Coding region: 36-1172 (378 amino acids)
Biological process (GO): carbohydrate metabolic process
Cellular component (GO): membrane
Molecular function (GO): galactoside 2-alpha-L-fucosyltransferase activity
Source: RefSeq, a predicted model, not a curated record